Messenger RNA from Suillus bovinus, 2046 nucleotides. RefSeq lists its product as uncharacterized. Gene Ontology annotation, molecular function: flavin adenine dinucleotide binding; oxidoreductase activity; FMN binding. Gene Ontology annotation, cellular component: cytosol. Bases 91 to 1830 code for a protein of 579 amino acids. The transcript is spliced from 9 exons. Lineage: Eukaryota; Fungi; Basidiomycota; Agaricomycetes; Boletales; Suillaceae. The record is from RefSeq and is a predicted model, not a curated record.
AAGGAAGCAAAUGUUCUUUUUUUUCACAGCCAUCUGACAAUCUGCCUUCAUGUCCAUCAAACGUCCAACAUAUGUCUACACACGGUGAUCAUGGAACAGGACCAUCAUUCAUCUGCGUCUCGCGAACUUUUGAUUCUCUACGCUACGGAAACAGGUACAGCUCAAGAGACUGCCGAUCGCAUUGCGAGGGAAUGUCGAAAAGUCUGUUUUCACUGUCGUGUGCAGAGCAUGGAUGUGUAUCCACCAGAAACAUUGAUUUCGGAACACUUGGUCAUAUUCGUGGUUUCGACUACUGGCUGGGGAGCUGAACCCAGAGCCAUGACUUCGUUAUGGAACAUGCUGCUGAGGUCUGAUCUCCCAAGCGACCUAUUCGAGGACAUGGAUUUCUGUGUAUUCGGCCUUGGAGACACGGCCUACGAGAAAUUCUGUUGGCCGGCGAAGAAGCUAUCGAGAAGGAUGCAAAGUUUGGGAGGUUAUGAGAUUUGCCCACGAGGCGAAGGAGACGAACAACAUCGCAUGGGGGUAGAUGGUGCUUUGGAUCCUUGGAUCGAAGGUCUCCUAGAUGUCCUCACACGGCUCUACCCACUACCGCACGAGCAAGAUAAUAUUCCUGCUGGUCUACCACCACCUCGCGUAUCCUUGAGCAAUGUGACAUCCGAUAGCUCCCUGAAUCCAGAUCCUCUAGAUGAGGACAUGAAAUUUCAUACAGCUUCGGUGAAAUGCAACAGACGGAUCACUGCGGAAGAUUGGUUUCAGGACGUACGCCAUUUUGAGUUCUCCUUUGAAGACGAUAUACAGUAUAAUCCUGGAGAUGUUGCUGUGAUUCAUCCAUCUGCGGCUGCAUCAGAAGUCGACUCUUUCCUUGUCACCAUGGGCUGGGCAAAUGAUGCCGAUGACUUUUUCACAGUAGAACAUACAAUGUUAGAUCAAACGUUGCCCGACCAUCUACCGAAAAUCAUUUCCCUCCGAAUCCUAUUCACCCGCUAUCUCGAUUUCAAUGCUGUGCCCCGCCGCUCUUUUUUCCAACUGCUGCGAUAUUUUGCUACUGAUGAGCUCGAACGCGAAAAACUCGAUGAAUUCGUAUCGAUAGAAGGAGCGGACGAAAUGUAUGAUUAUUGUCAACGCGUCAAACGCACGAUCUGGGAAGUAUUGUCCGAGUUCCUGUCCGCAAGGAUACCGAGAGGGUAUGUCUUUGACUUGUUCCCUCCAUUGAGACCAAGAGAGUUUUCAAUUGCUAGUUCGAUCAAGCUCCAUCCCCAUGAAAUACAUCUCUGUGUCGCUAUAGUGCGCUAUCGCACGAAGUUGAAAGUUCCUCGGAAAGGCGUAUGUACUAGUUAUCUUUCAGGGCUUAAUUCAGGAGAUACCCUUUGUAUCGGUCUCAGAAAGGGCUUCAUUUCCCUUCCUACGGAUCUAAACAUUCCAGUGGUAUGUGUGGGUCCAGGAACAGGCGUUGCACCUAUGCGUGGCGUUAUCGAACAACGCAUACACGAGGGAUACACCAGUAUGUUUGGCUGCUGGCAUACGCCACUCGAGCAUCCAUGGGUAGGCUGGUCACGAUCUAGGGCUUUACAUCAUGUAAACUACCACUCGCCGGAUCAUUUCCCUCUGGCGCUUCAGCGCUUCAGCUUCGUCAAUACCGUAAACCUCUUCGGUUCUUUUCAACUUUUCGAGAACUGCAAGUUCAGUGGCAAUGUCGUCGCACGAGAUACUUUCUGGACUUGCAAGAAGGUCAUAUCUGCAUCGCAAUUCAUGUCGGUCGGGAGAAAGGUGCCCAUGCGAAGGAUACCCCAAGAUCAUGUGCGAUCUCGACAGCCUGUGCCCUACAAUUGAAAGAUUAUCACAACAAAGACCUUGAGCGACCACCGGCACCAUCCUACUUUAGUAAGCCGAGGGUUGGUUUUCGCGCUCUAUUGAAUUCAAACCCAUCUGUGUUAUCAUAUCUCGUGAGUCUCGAUGCCUAGGAGUUUGUCACAGACUUUUAAAACUAGGUUUGAGUUUGGAUCAAAAGCGGAUUCUCGGGGUAAUAGUCUACGUGGUUGGGCACAA